AUGAGGGAGAAGUGUAACCGCCUCACCCCCUGCGCCACCUGCGUGGCACGCAGCACCCCUCAAGAGUGCAAAUACGCAGCCCCAGACACCGACCGCCAGGCCAUCGCGCAAGCCGAGCUGAUCGCGGGGCUGCGCAGCCGGGCGAACCAGCUCCGCGACCAGCUGGGCAUGGCGCGGGGAAUGGAAAUCUUCGAGAUCGACGAGCACCGGGAUUCCCCGGAGUCGGACACUGAGCAUGAAGAAGAACAACAACAACAACGUCAUCCACAAUACGCGCCGAUUGAGAAUGCAAAUGGCGAAGGAUCCGCGAAACGGAGGGAAGAGGAUCAACUCGCGGAGUUGGAGGUGGUGUAUGCGGCGUUGAGGUGGGGGACUGGUGCAACGGUCGAGGAAGUCGUGCGCAGGAUCCGGAGAGGGGAGCACUUGGGCGAUAUCGCUCAAGGGGUUGAGUUGGGGAUGGGCCCGGCGUUGAGGGAUGGGGUGGUGGUUUUGGAUUGA
Molecule: messenger RNA, 498 nt
Organism: Aspergillus homomorphus CBS 101889
Lineage: Eukaryota; Fungi; Ascomycota; Eurotiomycetes; Eurotiales; Aspergillaceae
Exons: 2
Coding region: 1-498 (165 amino acids)
Source: RefSeq, a predicted model, not a curated record